Messenger RNA from Arachis duranensis, 771 nucleotides. RefSeq lists its product as uncharacterized. The transcript has a single exon. Bases 1 to 771 code for a protein of 256 amino acids. NCBI's taxonomy places the organism in Eukaryota, Viridiplantae, Streptophyta, Magnoliopsida, Fabales, Fabaceae. The record is from RefSeq and is a predicted model, not a curated record.
AUGGCGACUCGUGGACACGAUCACGAUCGAGGGAGAGAUAGGGCUAGUAAUACGGAACCUGAGAAUAAUCCCGCGAACUUUAUGACUGCCCUAGAUAACAUGGCUGCUGCUAUACAAGCUACGGCUGCGGCAUUGGGAAAUCAAGUCGGUAAUGGGAAUGGCGACGAUGGAGAGAAGGGGCCAAUGACCUUAGUAACCUUCCUGAAGGUAAAUCUACCUAUCUUUAGAGACACGACGAACCCCACAGAAGCAGAUAACUGGUUUCAGGUGAUGGAACGGGCUUUAAAAGCACAACAAGUCCUUGAAAAUCAACGUGUUGAAUUUGUAACCUAUCAGUUAACGGGUGAAGCCCAGCAUUGGUGGCAGGGUACUCGGCCCUUGCUGCAGCAAGAUGACAAUGCAGUACCUUGGAAUGCCUUUCAGUUAGAAUUCUACAAAAAGUACUUCCCCAAUUCGGUCAAGACAGCUAAAGAGCUUGAAUUGUUGCAAUUGAAGCCGGGUCAAAUGUAUGUAGCCGAAUAUACCAACAAGUUUGAGGAAUUAUGUCAUUUUUCCAAGAUUUGUCAGGGUGUUCUAGGAGACUCUGAGGAGUGGAAGUGCAUCAAAUAUGAAGGAGGACUCCGGGGUGACAUACUGAGUUCAGUAGGCCCGAUGGAGGUAAGAGUUUUCUCAGACCUGGUAAACAAGAGUAGGGUUGUGGAAGAAUGUCUAAAGAAGGCUGCUAUAGAAAGAAAUGAUAGCCGGGAAUUUCACCAAAAGGAACGUAAUUAG